AACAAAAAUAGCUAGAAAAACUCGGCAGGUCUGACAACAUCUGCGGAGAGGAACAUAGUUAACGUUUCGAGUCCGUAGACUCUUCAUCAGAACUGGUCUCCAGGGGCGGGACCCUGGUUUCCAGGGGCCUUGCCCGUGUCUCCAGGGGCGGGACCCUGGUUUCCAGGGGCGUGGUCCCGGUGAUUUCUGGGACAUGGCUGCUGCUUCUGCUACCCGGCUGCUCAAUAACGGCUGCCGGAUCCCGCUUUUGGGACUCGGCACCUGGAAGUCAGAUCCUGGAGUGGUGGGUAAGGCUGUUUCAGCUGCUAUCGAUGCUGGUUACCGGCACAUUGAUGGAGCUUAUUCCUACAUGAAUGAGGCAGAGGUUGGAGCUGCGGUGAAAAAGAAAGUUGAAGAAGGCGUGGUUACAAGAGAAGAUCUCUUCAUAGUCAGUAAACUGUGGUGCACGUUCCAUGCUCCAGAGGAUGUGAAACCAAGUUUGAUGCAAACGCUCACAGCCUUGCAGCUUACUUACCUCGACCUCUACCUCAUCCACUUUCCUGUGGGAUUCCAGAAAGUGUUGGGUGAGCUGUUUCCAAUGCGAAAGGGCAGGGUGCUGGUGAGUGAUGCUGACUACGUGGACACAUGGAGGGCCAUGGAAGUUUUGGUGGAUGAAGGGCUGGUGAAAUCGAUUGGCGUUUCCAAUUUUAACAUUUCCCAGCUAGAAAGACUCCUGUCAGUAGCCCGUAUAAUUCCAGCAGUGAAUCAGGUGGAACUUCAUCCGUACCUGACUCAGCCCGAACUGGUGGAAUUCUGUGCAUCCAGAGACAUUGCACUGACAGCGUUUAGUCCACUUGGCUCACCAGGUCGUACUGUAUUGAACGAUUCUGCUGAUCCAAAGGACCUUCUCAAAGAUCCAGUGGUAGAAGUAAUAGCGAAGAAUCACAGGAAGAGCUCAGCUCAGGUCUUGUUGCGUUUUCAUGUCCAGAGAAACAUAGCAACUAUUCCAAAGAGUGUAACGCCUGCAAGGAUCCAGGAGAAUGCUGAGAUUUUUGACUUUGAGCUGAUGGACGAGGACCUUCAGUCACUGCUCACAAUAAACAAGAACUGGAGAGUUUGUCAGUUAACUAUGUUACAGGAUCAUCAGUUUUACCCAUUUAAUGAUUCCUGAUCGGCCCAACUGGAAGCACCCUAUGCAGACCCAAGCUCCCACAGAUACUGUCUUUUUCAUAAAGUCAUAGUAAGUUAUGGCACAGAAGGACACCAUUUGGCCCAAGUCCAGACUAGCUGUCUGUGGAGCAAUCCAGCCAGUCCCACUCGCUCGCUCGAUCCCUGUAGCCCUGCAGGUUUAUUUCUUUCGAGUGCCCAUCCAGUUUUCUUUUGAAAUCAUUGUUUUGGCUUCCACCGCUCUCUUGGGCAGAGUUCCAGGUCAUUUACCACUCAGUGUGUAAAAACGUUCUUUCUUACAUUAUCCUGUAUCUCUUGCCUAAAAUCUUUAAAUCUAUGUCCUCUUAAGUCCUAGUACUAUCAGUUAAUUGUCUACCUUAUCCAAACCUGUCAUAAUCUUGUACUCUUCUAUCAAAUCUCUCUGAAACUCCUUUGUUCCAAGGAGAACAACCCCAGCUUUGCCAACCUAACCUGGUAACUAAAAUUCCCCUUCCUUGAAACCAUUCUUGUAAAUCUCUUCUGCACCCUCUCAAGGACCCUCAAAUCCUUCCUAAAGUAUGGUCAUUAGAACUGGAUGCAACACUCUAGUUGGGGCCUAAGCAGUGCUUUAUAACGGUUCAGCACAAUUUCCCUUCUUCUGUAGUCAAUACCUCGAGUUAUGAAGCCCAAGAUGCCAUAUUCUUCGCAGCCACACUCUCAAUGUGUCCUGCCACCUUCAAAGAUCUAUGCACACGCACCCCCAGAUCCGUCUGUCCCCGCACACGCUUUAGACUGUGCCGUUAAGAAGAAGUGGGAGAGAUACUAAAUGAAUACUUCUCAUCAGUAUUCACCAAAGAGGACGUAGCGGUUGAUUUGUCUAGGGAAGAGUGUGUAGAUAGCCUGGAUCAUG
Carcharodon carcharias (great white shark) is the source of this 2035-nucleotide messenger RNA. RefSeq lists its product as uncharacterized. Gene Ontology annotation, cellular component: cytosol. The record is from RefSeq and is a predicted model, not a curated record. Gene Ontology annotation, molecular function: aldose reductase (NADPH) activity. Bases 194 to 1150 code for a protein of 318 amino acids. Lineage: Eukaryota; Metazoa; Chordata; Chondrichthyes; Lamniformes; Lamnidae. The transcript is spliced from 10 exons.